GCCAUCCUAGAAUCAACUUAUCAUCGACCAACCCGCCGCCAUGCCGCCCUCCACCGCGACCAAACUCGCCUCGGGCAAGUCCAAGUCCAAGCUCAUCACCCUCCACCUUCCCCCCUCGCUCCUCGAUCGAUUUCCAUCCGACAAGUCCUCCGAGGCGACCUCUAAGUCGUCGCCGUCCGCCGACCUGUCCACUAAAGAAGUGACGCCCAGCAGCGUCGAGGAGGAGGCCAAAGCAGCUGGUUCAUCCGAGUCGAACGGCACGCCAGCUCCGACGAACGGCGAUGCGAAUGCUGCGAACGGCGAGGACGACGCGGCGCAGGCGGCUCGGAGCAAGGGGAUGCCGGGACCGAAGCCCGGUUCGAAGAGGAGUAGUGCUGCGCUGGAUGGAGCGCCGAAGCCUCGAGGUAGGCCAGGGCCGAAGAAGAAGCCACGCAUGUAAGUAUUCAUGGCGGUAUUACCCGGCGAACUCAUCAACGGCGAAAUCUACAAAGGCCCCACUCCCACAACCCACGGCCCCAAACUCGGCCCCAAAGCCAACCAAGGCGCCAUCAACGCCGGCCUCCGCGCCCUCGACCGCACCGGAAAGCCGUGCCGCAAAUGGGAGCGGAAAGGCUUCUCCGUCAA
Molecule: messenger RNA, 624 nt
Organism: Eremomyces bilateralis CBS 781.70
Lineage: Eukaryota; Fungi; Ascomycota; Dothideomycetes; Eremomycetales; Eremomycetaceae
Exons: 2
Coding region: 41-439 (132 amino acids)
Biological process (GO): chromatin remodeling
Cellular component (GO): Ino80 complex
Source: RefSeq, a predicted model, not a curated record